GGACCCGGCGGGCCGGCCGGCCCGCGGGCGCGUCUGCGUCUCGAGGAAGUCUCGCGGUGUUUGCAUUUGAACUGCCUGGCGGGUGCCGGCCAUGGCGGCGUCACUCCCGCGACCCGGGAGUCAGCUCUUCCGAACGUAUGGGGCUGCCCGCGGCGGGCCGCGGCGGCGGCCGGGCCAGGCAGCCGUGCAGUGGUUCCCGCCGCAAGACCGGAAGCGUUUCUUCAGCAGCAGCAGCAGCGACGCCAGCGGCGGCGGCCCCUCGCAGUCCGUCUCCUCCGACGAUCCUGACGACCCCGACUUCCCCAGCAGCCCGGUGGGUCAGCGGCGGAAGCGCGCUGGCGGCCGACUGUCCAGGAACCGCCCGAGUCUGAACGCGACCCCGAGACGCCUGAGGCUGCGAGCGCGGUACCCUCAGAAGUGCAGCACCCCCUGCGACCCGCUCGGACCGCCGCCCUUCCCCAACCGCAACCCGGGCCGCCUGAGCCCGGACCUCAGCGUGUGCAGGCAGCCCAGGGACGGCGGCGAGCUGGGCACCAGUGCGUCCCUGUUUAGCUCUCCGGCCUCUCCCGGCCCCGGGUUCCCUGCGCCAGGAGACAGCAUCGGUACCGACCCUCCUGCCUCUCUCCAUGCAGCCUCUGAAGCUCCGAGCGGCUUCCACCUCCCAGGAACCUCCCUGGACCGGCCACCUCUCCCCUGCUCCCAGGAGGCGGCGACAGCAGGAAGCAGGCUCACCAGGUUGGCCCACCAAGCCCAUGCCAGCCUCAGGUCAGCUCUCUUUAGCCUUUUGGACCCAGGAGAUCUUGAGCAUUCUGAGCUUGGGGCAGAUGGGAAGAGUAUGAGGGAAUCCUGCUGUGAAAGGGAACUGGUGGGGAAUAGGCUGGACAGUCCAGGUUUAUCAAGCAUGGGUAAGAAGAGGGCCACAGGCCAGGACUCUUGUCAAGAGCUCGGGUCUCAAGGAACUAUCCAGGUAGAAUACCAGGGGGCCCGCAGGUGCAAGGGCGGUAUUAUACCUGCGAAAAUCAACCGGCCUGAAAGAAGUGGACCAAGCCGGAAAAGGAAGCAUCAGGAGACAGCAGAAACCUCCCUCCUUCAUCACCACCAGUUUAAAAAAGGCCAAAAGAUGGAAGAAGAUUCAUUUGUCACCCAGGAGCUGACUCAUUCACAGAACACCUGCUCUUGGACCAAAUCCAGGGCUUCCUUCAGUUUCCACAAGAAGAAGAUUGUUGUGACUGCUGUGUCGAACGUGUGUAGCAGCUACACCGUUGCCAGUUCCCUCUCUCAGUCCCUCAUGUCAGAACAUUCAAACCCUCCUGUCACGAACAGAACAAACAGUGCUCUGUCCCCUUGGCACUCCUCCUCCAUGUAUUUGCUCACCCCCUUAAAGUCACUACAUGUCACAGACAAAAAGGCCUCUGAUGCAGAAAAGGUUUAUGGGGAAUGCAGUCAGGAGGGCCCUGUCCCCUUCAGCUACUGCCUUUCCGAAGAAAAACUGGAAUGCUGUGAGAAGAUUGGGGAAGGGGUGUUCGGCGAAGUGUUUCAAACAAUUGCUGACCACACACCAGUGGCCCUGAAAAUCAUUGCUAUUGAGGGACCCGACUUAGUCAAUGGAGUUCAUCAGAAAACUUUCGAGGAAAUCCUGCCGGAGAUCAUCAUCUCCAAAGAGCUAAGCCUCUUGUCUGCUGAGGGAUGUCAUCGCACCAACGGCUUUAUCGGGCUGAACUCGGUGCGCUGCGUUCAAGGAUCUUACCCUCCCUUGCUCCUCCAAGCCUGGGAUCGCUACAACUCAACGAAAGGGUCUGCAAACGACCGGCCUGACUUUUUUGAGGAAGACCAGCUCUUCAUCGUGCUGGAAUUUGAGUUUGGCGGGAUCGAUCUCGAGCAAAUGAGUUCGAAGCUGAACUCCAUUGCCACCGCCAAGAGCAUCCUGCACCAGAUCACCGCCUCCCUCGCCGUGGCAGAGGCCUCGCUGCACUUCGAGCACCGCGACUUGCACUGGGGAAAUGUGCUCUUGAAGAAAACCAGCCUCAAAGAGCUCCACUACACCCUCCACGGGAAGACGUACCCCAUCGCCUCCCGCGGGCUGCAGGUCAACAUCAUCGACUACACCCUGUCUCGCCUGGAGCGGGACGGGAUCGUGGUUUUCUGUGACAUCUCCAUGGACGAGGACCUGUUCACUGGAGAAGGUGACUACCAGUUCGAAAUCUACAGGCUGAUGAGGAAGGAGAACAACAACUGCUGGGGCGACUAUCACCCUUACAACAACGUGCUCUGGCUGCACUACCUCACGGAUAAGAUUCUGAAACAGAUGACCUUCAAGACCAAAUGUAACACCCCCACCUUGAAGCGAACAAGGAAGAAGAUCCAGCAUUUCCAUGAGACCAUGCUGACCUUCCGCUCUGCCACCGACCUGCUCUGCCAGCACAGUCUCUUUAAGUGAGCGGGGGCGGGGGGCGCCCCCCAACCCCAGCAGAGGGCUCGGGGCGGGAAGCCCCUGCUGCCGUUCUUAACCUCUAGCCCCAGAACAGGGUGGGAUUCCCAUGCGUAACAGGUGUCCAAGCAGCUUUUCAAACAAGAAUUUUGCUUCCCAGUGGAAACUGAAAUGUUUGUUAACAUGUUUAAACUUAAAAAUUAUUCUUAAAAAAUAAACUAUACCGGAGCAUAAAUGUUUACAGCUGAAAGGCCCUCUUGCUAACUGUCAGCAGACUCCAUUCUGUAAAUUCCUUCCCACCUUUUCCUUUUUGAGCCUUGAUACUUUAUAGAGACUGAGCAGGGGGAGAAAAAUCAGGAAAGCCCAAAGCCUCAGCUGUCGCAGUGAUCAGAUCUGGUGGCUGUAGGUGUCAGAAGGCUGGCUUUGGGAACCUCACUGCAGAUGAGGAGUCACCUGCGAGCAAAGCGCCUGUAGCAAAGCAGAGAUGGAGGCAGACAGUCUGGAAGGCAAGAGGAAAGGAAGAUGGUAGACACUUUAUAGGGAGAAGUGUGAGAAAUGCCACCUGUUUAUCAAGCUCACUUGCCAACCUCAAAGAAAAGCAGAAGUCAUUGAUUUUCAAAGGGAAAAUAAAUGACUCCAUGGCUACUAAAA
Messenger RNA from Sus scrofa (pig), 3079 nucleotides. It is a transcript of the gene HASPIN, whose product is annotated as histone H3 associated protein kinase. The record is from RefSeq and is a predicted model, not a curated record. NCBI's taxonomy places the organism in Eukaryota, Metazoa, Chordata, Mammalia, Artiodactyla, Suidae. Gene Ontology annotation, cellular component: cytoplasm; nucleus. Gene Ontology annotation, molecular function: histone H3T3 kinase activity; ATP binding. Gene Ontology annotation, biological process: intracellular signal transduction; protein phosphorylation; mitotic cell cycle.